Molecule: messenger RNA, 1273 nt
Organism: Phytophthora sojae
Lineage: Eukaryota; Oomycota; Peronosporomycetes; Peronosporales; Peronosporaceae
Exons: 4
Coding region: 194-1192 (332 amino acids)
Biological process (GO): phospholipid metabolic process
Molecular function (GO): phosphatidate phosphatase activity
Source: RefSeq, a predicted model, not a curated record
GCACACGUUCGUGCGCUCGCGGGUCCCUCCCUCUGUCUGCUGGCUGUCCGUCUGUCGAUCAGGCGCUCGAUCCAGUAGCGAAGAAGCGGUGAAGAAGCCCUCCUUCGCGUUGUAUCACCGCGCAGCGAUAACGACGGAGUCGAAUUACGGCCGACCCCGCGCUGCUUCGAGCAACGCGAGCGAGGUGCCGUUCAUGGAGUCCAUCACAUCGGUCUCGGAGCUGCCGGCGCUGGCAGAACACCCGUCGCGCCCCCAGCAAAGCGGAGGCAAGUGGGAGCGCAUUGCGCGCGACUUCCGCCUUGCCGAGUUCGCCAUCUCCGUGCUCAUGUACGGCUUCGCGCUGUUCUUCGCCAAGAUCCAGGUCGCACAACGUGAGAUCCCCAACAUCGAGGUGCAGCUGAACUCGACGACGUCCGUCUGGGCGCGAGACCCGACGAUCAACAACAAGGAGAAGGCGCAGCAGGUCCCCAUGGUCGCCCUGGUCGGAAUCGGCGUUGGUGCACCGAUCAUCAUUAAUCUGUUCAUCAACUACGCGAUGCCCAAGUUCCGCAGCGUGCGCAUCAUCCCGCACGACACGCGCGACUUCUUCUUGACGAUUGUCCAGUCCACCAGCAUGGCCACGCUGCUCACGCAGUUCACCAAGAACAUGACGGGCCGCUUCCGCCCCUGCUUCUACGACAUGUGCAAGUGGAACUACGAUGUCGUCUGGGACGGAGUUACCAACCUGUGCCAGAGUGCGUCGGGCGAGAAGGAAGGCCGCAAGAGCUUCCCAUCGGGGCACGCAUCUUUUGCGUUCGCGACGAUGCUGGUUCUCACGCUCUAUUUGCUCGGAAGAUCGUCUCUGAACUGUGAAAACCGCAGUGAGACCAUGAUGCGAGGAGGACGGAAAACGCUGAAGCUAUUCCUCUGCUUCAUCCCCACGUUUUUGGCAGCGUGGGUGGCUGUUACGCGUACCAUCGACAACUGGCACCACUACGCCGACAUUCUCGCGGGCAGCAUCAUCGGUGCUGGUUCUGCCUGUAUCGCCUACAGCUUCAACUAUGCGUCGGUCUUCCACAGCCAGCACGCUGGUGUGCCUCUUCAAGGGUGCCAUCUGCACGGCAAGGGGAAAAUGACGUACACAAGCAGCGAAGAAAGCGAGGUGGGCAAGUACGUGUUGAAUGUCCACAGCCGCACAACGAAUGGUAACUAGGCAUCGAUGUUUUAUUUUGCAUAAGGGAAAGAGUUUAUGUAAUGAAACGAUUUUCCAGGGAUCAUGAUCUGACAGUACAGC